Messenger RNA from Debaryomyces fabryi, 1635 nucleotides. RefSeq lists its product as uncharacterized. Gene Ontology annotation, molecular function: L-amino acid transmembrane transporter activity. Gene Ontology annotation, biological process: amino acid transmembrane transport. The record is from RefSeq and is a predicted model, not a curated record. The transcript has a single exon. Gene Ontology annotation, cellular component: membrane. Bases 1 to 1635 code for a protein of 544 amino acids. NCBI's taxonomy places the organism in Eukaryota, Fungi, Ascomycota, Pichiomycetes, Serinales, Debaryomycetaceae.
AUGCCGAUAUUAUCACAGACACUAGAUGGCACCGAUUCGAGUACUUCACCUAAUGUUGCGUACCGACAGUUGUCAUCGGACUCUCAAGGAGGACCAGAUCUGAGAGGAAGGGCAUCCCAAUUACGAGAACUAGAGGAAGUACCGCAAGGGAGACAUCUAGGAUUAUUUUCGACAAUUGUUCUUUUUGUCUCACGAAUAGUUGGGUCGGGGAUAUUUGCUACUUCUUCAGGUAUAUACCAAGAUGUAGGAGGUUCACCAUUUUUGUUUUUUCUUGCAUGGUUCCUUGCAGCUGCAUUAUCGUUUAGUGGGUUAUAUGUUUAUUUAGAAUUGGGGUCAUUGGUGCCUAGAAGUGGAGGGACUAAAGUUUUUUUGGAAUUUAUAUAUGAAAAGCCCUAUAUGUUGGCGUGUGUUGUGUUUCUGAUCUAUUCCAUUAUGUUUGGGUUUAAUAUGCUGAAUGCUUUAGUGUUUGGGGAAUACUUUUUGCAUUCAAUUGGUAUCAAAGCUGAUGAAUUCCAUACUAGACUCACAGGUCUACUUUGUGUUUAUUUUGCUGCAGCCAUUCAUGGUAUAAGCUAUAGUCAUGGUGUAAGAGCACAAAAUAUAAUUGGUGCUCUUAAGUUGUUGUUAUUGUUGAUUAUGGUUCUAACUGGCCUUUAUCUGGUACUCAUGCCAUCUAGCAUAAGUCAUAUACAUUCGAACUUACAUUGGGACGACUUCUUUAAGACGAAGACACCAAUGACUUCAUCGACGUUCGCUGGUGCAAUUAUUAAGGCCAGUUUCUCAUUCUCCGGUUGGAAUUCGGCUCAUACAGUUUCCAAUGAAGUCAAAGACCCAAUACGUACGUUCAAGAUAGCUGGUCCUGUAUCGUUAAUAAUUGUUACAGUUGCAUAUAUGCUUACCAAUUUAGCAUAUAUAGUGGUAAUACCGCAUGAUGAAAUUGUAAAUAGUGGUCAAUUGAUUGGCUCUUUACUAUUUGAAAAAGUUUUUGGACAUAAAGUUGGAAAGCAAUUUCUAACUCUCUCUGUUGCUCUAUGUGCUAGUGGAAACAUAUUUGUUGUUCUCUAUACAAUCUCAAGAGUAAGUCAGGAGGUAUUCCGUGAAGGGUUUCUCCCAUGUUCUAAUUUUAUGGCUUCGAAUUGGCCGUUUGGAGCUCCUCUUCCAACAUUAGUACUCAGUUGCACGUUAACAACUUUAGUAAUUUUAGCUCCCAAAGGUGACCUUUACAAUUAUAUUAUCGCAUUAGAAGGCUAUCCAAAUCAAGUUUUUCUCGGCUUAACUGCAUUUGGUAUAUUUAUAAUCCGAAAGAGAUCUCCAGAGUUGCGGGCUCCUAUUAGAGCCAGUCUUAUGGGAACUGUAUUCCUAUUAUUAAUUACAUUAUAUUUAACCAUAUCACCCUUUACUUCAUCGAAGAGCCCUAAUCCUAAAGGCUUGGAAAAUUGGCCAUCUUAUGCUGUAGUUGCAAUAUUGUGCUUAGGAGUUUGCGUUUCAUAUUGGAUUGUCAUGUUCAGAUUACUUCCAUAUGUUUUUGGUUACAGACUCACUUCUAAAGAAGUUGAAUUAAGCGAUGGUUUAAUAGUUAAGAAAUGGGUUAAAACUUAUGGUGAUAUUCCUGUUGAUUUAGAUUUUAUAGACUAA